Messenger RNA from Erythranthe guttata (spotted monkey flower), 1995 nucleotides. RefSeq names its product Pyridoxal phosphate (PLP)-dependent transferases superfamily protein. The record is from RefSeq and is a predicted model, not a curated record. Lineage: Eukaryota; Viridiplantae; Streptophyta; Magnoliopsida; Lamiales; Phrymaceae.
AUAUAUAUAUAUAUAUCAACAAACGGAAGCUCAUUCGAAAGAAGCAGCAUAUAUAAAACAUUUGAGAGAAACACGUAUAAGAGAGAGAAAAUAAAAUGCACUCACCUCGUUUGAGAGAGGCAACUCAAGCAUGCUUCCAAGGUUGUUGUCCGAACCCCAACCUCGAUGAGGUAGAGCAGCCAAUAGCAAAGACGAGAAGCACAUCCUCCGUUUGCCGCCACAACUUUGCUGCCACAACAGCAUCCUCGUUUUUCCCAAACACCCACUUCACCAAUCACGAAUCAAUCCCUUCCCUGCAAGAAUCAUUCCUUCACUUCAUCAAAGCAUACCCCAACUAUUCUGAUACUGCCCCUAUCGACCAGAUACGAGCUCGAGAAUAUUCCCACCUCUCGAUAUCCGACCAUGUCUGCCUCGAUUACAUAGGCGUCGGUCUAUUUUCGCAAUCGCAGAUGAACAAGUCCGAUGGGCAGUCUGGUAAUUUGCCAUUGUUCGGUGUGACUUUCAAGUCCGUGAGUCUCAAGUCACAGCUCCUCCACGGUGGAGAAGGAUCACCGCUCGAAUCUGCAAUCAAGAAACGUAUUAUGGAGUUUCUGAAUAUUUCUCAAGACGAUUACUCCAUGGUGUUCACUGCGAAUCGAUCGGCUGCUUUCAAGCUCGUAGCACAAUCAUACCCUUUUCAAUCCAGUCGGAAAUUACUCACGGUUUACGACCAUGAGAGCGAGGCUUUGGACUCCAUGGUCAACAUGUCUGAAAAACGAGGAGCACGUGUAAUGGCAGCUGAGUUUAAAUGGCCAAGGCUGAGGAUUCACUCCGCAAAACUGAGGAAGAUGAUUGUGAGAGAUAAUAAGAAGAAGAAAAAUCGAGGGUUAUUUGUGUUCCCUCUUCAAUCAAGAACGAGUGGGGCCAGCUAUUCGUAUCAAUGGAUGACCAUGGCCCAAGAAAACGGAUGGCAUGUAUUGCUCGAUGCAUGUGCAUUGGGGCCAAAAGAGAUGGACAGUUUUGCCCUUUCACUCUUCCAGCCGGAUUUUCUCAUUUGCUCUUUCUACAAAAUUUUCGGCGAAAACCCGACUGGAUUCGGUUGUCUCAUCGUCAAGAAAUCAACCGUUCCGCUUCUAGAAGCUUCCGGAGGUUCGGGGAUUGUAUCUAUCACACCAGAAAAUAACUUGCUUCGAUCCUCUGAAGAUAAUUCAGGCACAGACACGGAGCUCGAACAAAUAGCGAAAAAUCAAGAAAGUGCGGAAAACGAGACCUCUGAUAUUAUUCAGUGCAGAUGCUUGGAUCAUGUGGAUUCGUUGGGAUUGAGGCUGGUCAAUAGCAGGGGAAGGUACUUGAUCAACUGGCUGGUGAGUGCAGUGACGAAGCUUCGGCAUCCUAAUAGGUUGGACCAUUUUGCCCUCGUGACUAUUUACGGCCCGAAGGUGAAAUUCGACCGUGGGCCCGCUUUGGCGUUCAAUAUACAUGACUGGAAAGGAGAAAGGGUUGAACCGGCUCUAGUGCAGAAAUUAGCAGAUAGAAGUAAGAUUUCAAUUGGGGUUGGAUUUUUGCACCAUAUUUGGUUCUCGGAGAAAUAUGAAGGACAUAAUUCGAUAAUCUUGGAGCGUAAUGUGAAAGAAACGGAAACAGUGGGAACUAAAAGUAGAAAAGAUAAGCAGGGAAUUACGGUUGCUACUGUUGCACUUACUUUCUUGGCUAACUUUGAGGAUGCCUAUAGGCUUUGGGCAUUCAUAGCGCAGUUUCUUGAUGCUGACUUUGUGGAGAAGGAGAGAUGGAGAUACACUGCAUUGAAUCAGAAGACCAUAGAAGUGUGAGUACAGAGCCGAAUAUGUUAUCGUUUCGAAACUGUAAUAUUUCCUGCGAGUUAUUGAAGAAGAAAAAAAUGUUUAUCCACUUUUUAACGAAGGUAAUAAUUUAUGCUUCAAUAAACAUGUUAGCUUUGAUGAUAAGUUUGUGUUUGAGUAUUAGCCAGUGAACAUACCCUUCAAGCAAUGUAAACAA